GAAGACAGCUGUCCAUUGGUGACUCUACGACUACUACUACUACUACUACUACUACUACUACUACUACUACUACUACUACUACUACUACUACUAGCUUGUAUAGGUUGUAAACAUCAGUGCCGUGUCUUUUUCCACUGUUUGUGAUUUCCCAAGCAGCAGGAUAAAGAAUAGUUGGAAUUCCUCGAGAAGGAUUCGGACGUGAAACAAAAGGGAAAGUGCGGACUUUGGUCGGCCGAAGCUGCCAAUCAGGAUCACUUCCGGCAGGAUUACAUGCAGUCCAAUGAUGGAACAUGAAUGGAUGCAGACACCACACCGCACACACGGACUGCCUAUUUCCUGUUGUAUGAUCGAUCAGACAUGCUGAAUGGAGGCAGAAGUUCCGCGGCUGUAGAGCGCCUGCAAUACUGUAAAUGAAUCUUCAGUUCAUGGAGGACGACGAUGAGGAAUAUUUUUUAACAAGGAUACAAAACCGCUACAGCCUAACGGCGCCAGGACAAGCCACCAUCAGAGGAAUCAGCGCUCUUACUUUGACGCCCUUGAAGCAAAAGCCUCCAGGAUUUAGCCUCCACCCUCACCGAGCGAUAAAAAGGCAUGUGGGAGUCUGAGGGUGUCCACUUCCUGUCUCCUGUCAUACAAAUGUAGCCUCAACUGGCCGAGGCGGGUGGCGAAACCAUGCUGAGGAAUGACCAUCUGGUCUACAUCGGCCUGGAGGUGCUCAUCGCCUGCUUGGCUGUGGCCGGGAACGUUCUGGUGUGCUGGGCCGUGUGCCUCAACUCCAACCUGCAGAGCAUCACUAACUUCUUUGUGGUGUCGCUGGCCGCCGCUGACAUCGCCGUGGGCCUGCUGGCCAUCCCGUUUGCCAUCACCAUCAGCACUGGCUUUUGUGCCGACUUCCACGGAUGCCUCUUCAUCGCGUGCUUCGUCCUGGUGCUGACCCAGAGCUCCAUCUUCAGCCUGCUGGCCAUCGCUGUGGACCGAUACAUCGCCAUCAAGAACCCGCUCAGGUACAACAGCCUGGUGACGGGUCCGAGGGCAAAGGCGAUCAUUGCGUUGUGCUGGCUCCUCUCGGUGGGCAUCGGCCUGACGCCAAUGCUGGGCUGGAACAAAGGAUUGAACUCCACCAGCCCCGCCUCCGGCACAUGCCCCGAGGGCUUCACAGAGUGCCUCUUUGAGGGCGUGGUCACGCUGGACUACAUGAUCUACUUCAACUUCUUUGGCUGCGUGCUCCUACCCCUGGCGGUGAUGCUGGUGGUCUACGCCCACAUCUUCAUGGCGGCGCGGCGCCAGCUCCGCCUGACGAGCCUGAAGAAGGUCUCUCCGGCCCCGCCCGCCCCGUCCCUGAAAGGGUCGACGCCGUCGUCCCGCUCCACCUUGCAGAAAGAGGUGCACGCCGCCAAAUCGCUGGCCAUCAUCGUGGGCCUGUUCGCCCUGUGUUGGCUCCCGCUGCACAUCAUCAACUGCUUCAACUACUUGUGUCACGACUGCGCUCGCCCGCACGUCUGGGUGAUGAACAUCGCCAUCAUCCUAUCGCACGCCAACUCUGUCGUCAACCCCUUCAUCUACGCCUACCGCAUCAGGGAGUUCCGGCAGACAUUCCGGAGGAUUCUCUACCGGCACCUUCUGAGGCAGAGGGAUGGCUUCAGGGUGGGCGACGACGGGGGCGACACGAGGAGCAGCAGCAUCAGGAGGACAUCCUCGCACAUCAGUAGAGAGGACACCUUGUCUUGCACCGUGGUGAAUAGCUACGUCCUGGACUCCAGCCCGUGGACGUCAGCAAACAGCUGCACACGCAACGGGAAGCCCGGAGCGACCGCGCAGCAGCAAUGCAUGAUGGGACUUCCAGCGCAGGAGGGGGCGGAGUCAGUCACAUACCUGGAGGGGACCAAGAAUGUGGACGUGAGAGACGGUGGUGAAAGCUGCAUCGCUUUUGUCAACGCUCCCGCUCUUUGUGCCACACAGACUCCACACUGUACCCAAUUAACACAAGUGGGGUGAGUUGUGUCGCAACCGUGUCACACAAACCUCAUCUCAUUUUUUAACAAUUUGAAUGGUCACAAGUUAAAACGAGUGUAAAAACAAGUUAACAGCUGGAAGUAAAAACCUAAAAAAACAUUGAACGCAAGUCUUGUUUUAAUGACAAAGGUGGAAUGCUCGCGGGUGUUGUGUCACAACCGUGUCACGCAAACCUUUUCUCAGUUUUUUAACAGUUUUAAUGGUCACGCAAGUGUAAAAAGAAGUUAACCACUGUUGAUAAAAACCCAGUAAAAUUUUUUUUUGUCUCGUCAGAAUACACUUUUUUCUCAUAAUAUGUUUGCUUUAUGGCACUAUUUUUUUUUUUGGCGCACGAUUAACGUGGACACGUCCUGUUUGACCCUCGGCCUCCACACCGUAUUUUGAGGAAGUGCAGUUGUUGUAGAGCUAGAAGCGGAAACAAAGAUUGAGGGAAAAGAAAAUGGUAUUUUGAAGUUUGUAAGUUUGGCUUCAAAGCCCUAGCAGACGUCUCCUUCGACAAGACCAAACUUAUUUGUGUCGCUGUGACUUGAGUUGUCAUGAAGUAUGUCGCCUCUGGGAGAAGACAGACGUUACUGGCGCACUGCAGGUAUUUUUUUUAAUUGUCAGGUAUACAUACUGUAGGUACCUUGGCAUACAAGUGUUUUUUAGACGCGAGCCGCCUCUCGACAGUUUUGCUUUGAACUGAUUUGGGCUAGGAGCUGCCAGUUACCGGCAUAGCCGAUGACAGCUAUUUGGAGGCUAGUGUCAAUGACAUAGCAUUAGCUAGCAUGCUAGCAGCGUGUUAGCUAGUUACCAGGAAACAUUUUUGACACAUCAAUAAAAGAUAUGUACAUUAUAGCAAUGUAAUUUAUCUUAUUUAUUAUGGAUUGGGCAAAACUAUGACAGGAACAACAUCAAAUUAAAAGCACUAAAUGAAUACAGAGCCACCAUCCACCAGUAUGAGCCUGGACUUCAUUUUUCAGAGAAGUUGUGUACACAUUAGCACUCAGAAAGGUCAUCAAAACUUACCUUUAUGCAUUCCCACAUAGUAUCAGCAUUUGGGAGCAAAUAUGAGGUGAACGAAAAAGGGUAAAAAUACAGUAUAGUAGUCUAUCUCUUGCAGCGUGGGAGAAGGUAAAGGUGCGUUCAAGGACCGUGAAACAGUGGGACAAAUCGCCGCUUGCAUUAAACAUUCAAAAACUAUUGAUUUCUAACUGUAUAUUAUUUUUGAAUAAAAUAAUGGCCCAUAUUUCCAAAAUGCAUAUCCCUUUACAUAACAUUGGAUGUGGUUAUCUUAGAUGCGUAUCAAAUAGUUUACCACAAAGAGAUUUACAUCCCUACUUAUGACAGAUAAAACCGUAUUUCUAUCUGCGAUUAAGUGCGAUUUAUUAUGAGUUAACUAUGGACAAAAUGAGAUUAAUCAAGGUUAAAUCUUUUAAUUGAUUGACAGCCCUACUUUAUUCUCAUAAAAUUACACCACAUUUUUUCCAUUCCAAUAUUUUGACUUUAUUCUCAUAACAUUAUAACCUUUUCUGCAACCUAAUUUUCCAAAAAUUACAUCUUUAGUCGUUGUUUUGUUUGUUUCUCAUAAUAUUACAACUUUUAAAAAUAAAAACUCAGUCUUGAUUUUCAUGACAACGGUGUAAUGCUCGCAUGAGUUGUAACACGCACGCCUCAUCUCAUUUUUUAAACAAUUUUAAUGGUCACGCAAGUGUAAAAGGAAGUUAACCACUGUUGGUAAAUUCCAAAAAACCUAAAACUCAGUCUUGUUUCAAUGACAAAGGCGUAAUGCUUGUGCGAGUUGUGUCACAACCAUGUCACACACACACUAAUUUAAAAAAAAUUUGAAUGGUCACGGAAGUGCAGUACAGUCAAAACUGUCUUAGCGGCCACCUGUAUAGAACGGCCACCUGCCUAUAGCGGCCACUGACAAAUCCCCCACAGAAAAUUUACGCGUUAUAGACCCUGUGUGUAGCGGUCACCUGUCCAACGCGGCCAGCGGCCACCCAUUUUGUCUCCCUUGGUCAAUAUCUGCCUGCAUAUAGCGGCCAAAUUACCGACUCAAGCAGAAGCUUCAUGAACGAAAAAGUUUUGUUUUUUAAGCAAUGAAGCCAUCGUGUGUAGACUUUAAUUACUGAGUCCUAGCUCAGUCACAAUCAUUCACAAGAUCCACACAAACUGUCAGUUGUUCCACAUAAAAAAGCCGUCUUCUUUUGAGCUUGUUGCAGACAGUGACACCGUUUAUUUCCUGGUGUGAGACAAUGUGCACAAUGUGUGUCAAUACUGUAAUGCCGCUUGUUGUGGGGAAGGAGAGACUCACGUCGCCGAUGCACUUUAAUGGCUUUAUUAACAGCGGAGAACACUGCAGGACUUUACAUCCACGCCAACAUAAACACACUUCCCAACUCUCUCCAAACUCACAGCUAGCACUGAGCCUAGCUCUCCUGCUCGGGACGCCCACCGUCACUUCCCGUCACUUCCUGAUGAACUAAAGCUGUAAUGACACUCUGCCGUAUAAAAAGUAAAAUAUUAAAAACAAGCAUAAGACAUUGCUAGCACAGCUUUGUUCUGUGAGUCGUGUAGAAUAACAAGUGUAGUAGUUCUUUACAACUUUUAUCCGCAGUCACACAGUGCCCUCUACUGGUCAACAUGUAACAGUAUAAUUAUAUGUAUCUGCAAACACAGCAAGCUUCUAAUCACAGACAUGUUAAUAUGUGCGUGCACAAAUUCAAAAUGGCUGCCAACCUGUCUAUAACGGCCACCUGCCUAUAGCGGCCACUUUUGCCGUUUCCCUUUAGUGGCUGCUAUAGACAGGUUUGACUGUAUUUGCAAUGUCCAGAGCUUUGAAAUAAAAUAUAUGGAAACUUCCCCAAAGUGUAUAAAUUAGAAAAAAUAGGUCACUUGAAAACAGAAGGUGUAUCAUGGACACUACACCAUAUUUCUGAUUAUGAAUCAGUGUCACUUUUUUUGCCUGAAUAUUGACAAAAAACUGAGAAAUAACUUGGAAAUACUCAGAAGUUGACACUGUGUGUCAAUGCUCAUUUGCAUAUACACUUCCUUGAUUGACUUUUCGGAACAUUGUGUGUGGGAUACGCUGUUUACCUUUAAUGGGGUGUAACGUUUUGUCAGAGGUACUUUUUUUUUGGAUGCAGAAAAAUGCGUUUGGUGCAGGAUGAGGUGCUAUACUUUGGGAAUCACGGCAGCUGAAACAUAAGGUUCCACCGUUUUAUUUUCUUGAUUUCAUUGUCUUUGUCACAAACUUUUUCAUGUCACAAAACGACCAUAGUAAGCAUAUCCACGGACGAUCCGAAAGUUAAAAAAUAAUGUAUGUCCACAUAAAGACACAUUCACCAGCUGUCAUUUAGCCCCAACCUGAAAACGCAACCACACGGAUGCAUUAUUUUAUACUGUAUGUUCCAAUCCCGGCACUGCCCGCGUGGGGAACCGGGAUAAAAGGUUUGUAGGCUGCUUACUUAUCCAGUCCUCAGUGCUAAUGAGACAUUUUCUCAAAAUCUGACCAUACUAACUACUAUUUUUUCAGCCUGGGUUAUUGGGGCAUGUCCUGUCGUGGUGGCAACUUCAAACGGGCAUCUUUGUUUGCAUAUGAGUGUGCUUCAUUCACCUAUUAUGUUGCU
Dunckerocampus dactyliophorus (ringed pipefish) is the source of this 5627-nucleotide messenger RNA. It is a transcript of the gene adora2ab, whose product is annotated as adenosine A2a receptor b. Gene Ontology annotation, cellular component: membrane. The record is from RefSeq and is a predicted model, not a curated record. Gene Ontology annotation, molecular function: G protein-coupled adenosine receptor activity. Gene Ontology annotation, biological process: G protein-coupled adenosine receptor signaling pathway; adenylate cyclase-activating G protein-coupled receptor signaling pathway. The transcript has 6 exons. NCBI's taxonomy places the organism in Eukaryota, Metazoa, Chordata, Actinopteri, Syngnathiformes, Syngnathidae. The coding region runs from base 673 to 1995 and encodes 440 amino acids.